Molecule: messenger RNA, 791 nt
Organism: Geodia barretti
Lineage: Eukaryota; Metazoa; Porifera; Demospongiae; Tetractinellida; Geodiidae
Source: the annotation of a GenBank genome assembly
CUCAAUAAAAACGCCUCUCCAAAAGACGAAAGCGUUACUCCGGCAGACAUCUGUUUUCAAGUUGUACACGACCGUUCAUUGCCGUGAACUCCGUGUGGGCAGAAGUUCUUGUACGUUGAUACAAUAGUGUUUGUGUCUGGAUCUGCCCCGACGAGUUGUGGGUCAUUCAUCAACACUGUACGAUGUGACACAUGCUGAUGUCUUGCUGCAUGUUCGUGACCUGAGCCAUCCUCAGGCAUAUGCUCAGAAGUCGGACGUGAUGAAGGUGCUGAGUCGGUUGGACCUCUCUCCGGGACUGGUGGACGGCAUUAUCGAGGCUGGGAAUAAGGCAGACAGACUGGAUAAUGGUGCUGAUGUUGAUGUGGGUGGUGUGGUCCCCAUAUCUGCGCUGCACGGCACGGGUUUGGAUGAACUUCUGCUACGAGUGGAGCAGGCUGUGAUCACUAGAACUCAGCGGGAAAUGUGGAGGGUUGUGUUGCCCGUGAAUGGUCCAGAGCUAAGCUGGCUACAUGGAGAGCCAGGGGCAACUGUUUGCGAUGUGUCGCCAAUAGCAACCGCAAAGCCACACCCACAAGACAGCGAGACUCUGCCCCUCACAACCCAAGACGAUGUCAUUGCAACCGACGAUGAUGUCAUGACUGAAUACCUGUCUGUGAAGGUGAUACUAACUGAAACAGCAAACUCUAAGUUUCAAGCACGAUUCUCCUCGCUCUGUCAAAAUGUUCUGAUACUCCACUGGACCCACAUUAGAAGCUAUUAAUAUUUAUUUAUUCAUUCGGCAUGUCCACUUU